ACCACGUCACCACCGUGGGGAGAUCUGGAAGUUUCUAGCAGAGCAAUACCAUCUUAAACAUCAGUUUCCAAGUAAACAACAACCAAAGGACACACCUUAUAAAGAACUCCUAAAACAACUAACUUCCCAGCAACAUGCAAUACUUAUUGACCUAGGGCGCACAUUUCCAACACAUCCUUACUUCUCAGCACAGCUAGGAGCUGGACAGCUGUCACUCUACAAUAUUUUGAAAGCCUAUUCGCUUCUGGACCAGGAAGUAGGAUAUUGCCAGGGCCUUAGUUUUGUAGCAGGAGUUUUACUACUUCAUAUGAGUGAAGAAGAUGCUUUUAAAAUGCUUAAGUUUCUCAUGUUUGACAUGGGCCUGAGAAAACAAUAUCGUCCUGACAUGACAAUUUUACAGAUCCAGAUGUAUCAGCUGUCUCGGCUUCUUCAUGACUACCAUCGAGAUCUCUAUAACCACCUAGAGGCACAUGAGAUUGGCCCCAGCCUCUAUGCUGCUCCGUGGUUUCUCACGAUGUUUGCCUCCCAGUUUCCUCUUGGAUUUGUAGCCAGAGUGUUUGAUAUGCUCUUUCUUCAAGGAUCAGAGGCUAUAUUUAAAGUGGCUUUAAGCCUUUUGGGAAGCCACAAGCCCUUGAUUCUGCAGCAUGAGAACCUAGAAACUAUUGUUGAUUUUAUUAAAAGCACUCUCCCCAACUUGGGGUUGGUACAGAUGGAAAAGACCAUUAGUCAGGUAUUUGAAAUGGAUAUUGCCAAGCAGUUGCAAGCUUAUGAAGUUGAAUACCAUGUGCUUCAGGAUGAGCUUAUAGAUUCAUCUUUAAAUGACAAUCAGAGACUGGACAAAUUAGAAAAGGCAAACAGUAGUUUGCGCAAACAAAACUUUGAACUCCUGGAAGAACUGCAGGUGGCUAAUGGAAAGAUCCAAAACCUUGAAGCCACGGUAGAGCUUUUAUUGACCAAUGAAGGCAAAUUGAAGCAGUCCAUUCUUACUCUUGAGCAGGAGCGAGCAGCUUUGCUGAAAGCAGUGGAAGAGAUGCGGAAAAAGAUUGGUGAUACAGAUGGAAAGCCUCUGCUUACUAGACAAGAACACAUGGAUGCUGACUGACAUUCACGGUUGUAAUAGAGCAGAGAAGCCGAGCAAGAAACAAAGGGAAGAACUGGGUCUUUUUGUCCUGAUUCAUGGGGAUUUGACAUUGUCACCGUCAUUGUACAUGCCUUAUUUUAGCAAAGCAAGAUAUGGGCGUGGUGGCUUCCCAUAUCAGAGAAGCUGGUUUCUCGGGGAGAAGGCUCUUUCUUCUUAGUAUGUAGAAAUACUAUGAACAGUAAGAUGCCACAUAAUAAUAAACAGGAGAAACUUUAAUAGAGCGUGCAGUCGUACACAAUACUCUGUAAAGAUGUCAUGGAUUCUUCCAUAAGUGCUUCUAAACCUAAGUGCUUUGUGUUCGUCACAUGCUUUGUUUGUGUGUAGAUCGCCACCAUGUUAAAUAGCACAUC
This is a messenger RNA of Pterocles gutturalis (yellow-throated sandgrouse), 1491 nucleotides long. RefSeq names its product TBC1 domain family member 1-like. The coding region runs from base 308 to 1102 and encodes 264 amino acids. Lineage: Eukaryota; Metazoa; Chordata; Aves; Pterocliformes; Pteroclidae. The transcript is spliced from 6 exons. The record is from RefSeq and is a predicted model, not a curated record.